GAAGUCCAGGAGCGCUGGUACGCCCUGCUGUACGACCCUGUCAUCUCCAAGCUGGCCUGCCAGGCCAUGAGGCAGCUGCACCCAGAGGCCAUUGCCACCAUCCAGAGUAAGGCCCUGUUCAGCAAGGCCGAGGAACAGCUGCUGAGCAAGGUGAGAUCCACUAGCCAGCCCACCCUGGAGACCUUCCAGGACCUGCUACACCGACACCCCGAUGCCUUCUACCUGGCCCGUACUGCCAAGGCUUUGCAGGCCCACUGGCAGCUCAUGAAGCAGUAUUACUUGCUGGAGGACCAGACAGUGCAGCCGCUGCCCAAGGGGGACCAAGUGCUGAACUUUUCUGAUGCUGAGGACCUGAUUGAUGACAGUAAGCUCAAGGACAUGCGAGAUGAGGUCCUGGAACACGAGUUGAUGGUUGCUGACCGGCGCCAGAAGCGGGAGAUUCGGCAGCUGGAGCAGGAACUGCACAAGUGGCAGGUGCUAGUGGACAGCAUCACAGGCAUGAGCUCUCCGGACUUCGACAACCAGACUCUGGCCAUGCUGCGGGGCCACAUGGUCCGCUACCUGAUGCGCUCCAGAGAGAUCACCCUGGGCAGAGCAACCAAGGACAACCAGAUUGACGUGGACCUAUCUCUGGAGGGUCCGGCCUGGAAGAUCUCCCAGAAGCAAGGUGUCAUCAAGCUGAAAAACAAUGGGGAUUUCUUCAUUGCCAAUGAGGGCCGCCGGCCCAUCUACAUUGACGGACGGCCUGUGCUGUGCGGCUCCAAGUGGCGUCUCAGCAACAACUCCGUGGUGGAGAUUGCCAGCCUGCGGUUUGUCUUCCUUAUCAAUCAGGACCUCAUUGUCCUCAUCCGGGCCGAGGCUGCCAAGAUCACAGCACAGUGAAGAAUGAUGGCAGGACCUGGGGCUCUUUCUGGCCUCAGUUUCUCCUGCCAGUCCAGCCGCCUUGAACUGGGAGUGCAGGCUCCUGGAAAGAAAACAGUGGGCAGCGGAGCCCAUUGAUCUGAGCCUUUUGCAGGAGCACAGGGCUGGGACCUCCAGCUUCCUUAGAGCCAGAGCACCCCCUCUUCUCUUCCAGCCCUGCAGACAUCCUCUUCUUUCCCUCUAGACCAGCAUUUCUCAGCCAAGGGCCGUAUAGCCCAGGAUGUCCCAAGGUGGCCACAGGUGAAAAUAGUGUAAAUGGGGUCACUGAGACUAGGGGGCAAC
This is a messenger RNA of Sorex araneus (European shrew), 1203 nucleotides long. RefSeq names its product microspherule protein 1-like. Gene Ontology annotation, cellular component: NSL complex; Ino80 complex; MLL1 complex. The record is from RefSeq and is a predicted model, not a curated record. The transcript has a single exon. Gene Ontology annotation, molecular function: protein binding; G-quadruplex RNA binding. Bases 67 to 882 code for a protein of 271 amino acids. Lineage: Eukaryota; Metazoa; Chordata; Mammalia; Eulipotyphla; Soricidae. Gene Ontology annotation, biological process: positive regulation of transcription by RNA polymerase II.